Messenger RNA from Carassius carassius (crucian carp), 1496 nucleotides. Its product is annotated as receptor-interacting serine/threonine-protein kinase 3-like. The transcript has 11 exons. Gene Ontology annotation, molecular function: ATP binding; JUN kinase kinase kinase activity. The record is from RefSeq and is a predicted model, not a curated record. Bases 122 to 1435 code for a protein of 437 amino acids. Gene Ontology annotation, biological process: protein phosphorylation. Lineage: Eukaryota; Metazoa; Chordata; Actinopteri; Cypriniformes; Cyprinidae.
AAGUGAAACGAGCUUCUCGAUGUGGGAGCGUCGCCAUUAACGAGGAACUCGGACUCGGAAUAUGAUCGAUUUGAGCGUUCUCCGGUUGAGUAGUUGAGUAGAUCAGACGCUCGGUGAGGAGAUGGACGAAUCUCUGUGCGUCAGGUUCGAGGUGAUCCGGGAUGAAUGUCUGCAGGGCUGGAGGAUCGUCGGAACCGGCGGAUUCGGUCAGAUCUACCGGGCCAAGCACAAGACCCUGGGGAUGGACGUGGCUAUAAAGUUAUUACAUUAUAAACACGGGAGCUCAGCGUCCUCCAUCCAGAGGGAAGCGCACCUGAUGUUCCAGGGCGGGAAUCCUAACGUGAUCAGGAUCUUGGGUCUGUACGAGGGCCGUGUGGACGGCGAGCGGCUGCAGUCGGGGCUGGUGAUGGAGUUCAUGCCCAAGGGUUCGGUGGCCGAUCUGCUGCAGACACUGACCGGGCCGCCGCCGUGGCCUUUGACCUUCCGCAUGGCCCACGAGAUCAGCCUGGGCAUGAACUUCCUCCAUCAUCUGUCUCCUCCGCUCCUGCAUCUGGACCUGAAGCCCAGUAACGUGCUGCUGGACGACAGCCUCCGAGCCAAGCUCACAGAUUUCGGUCUGUCCCGAGUGGCUCGGAGCGUUUCUAGAUGCAGAGAGAAGGACGAUGAUGAUGGAGGAACACUGAGCUACAUGCCUCCUGAAGCGCUGCAGUCCCUCAACCAUAAAGCCAGCAAAGCCACUGACGUCUACAGUUACGGCGUUCUGCUGUGGUCCAUCGUCACAGGGAAGGAGCCGUAUGAACGAGCUCAGUCCACACUGGUGCGCUUCCGGAUCCCUCUGGGGGACAGACCUGACCUGACCUCCAUAGACCCCCGCGGGGUUAAAGGCCUGGACCAGAUGAGGCAGCUCAUGACCGAGUGCUGGCAUCAGGAGCCCAGCAGCAGACCGUCCUUCCUCGACUGUGUUCACGCGACUGAGAAGAUCUUUCAGAUGCACAGACACAGACUCAAUGAUGCCGUCUAUGAUGUUCUGAAGCAGCUGGAGGAUGACAUUUGUUCCAGUUUUAAAUCAAUCCAGAUCAGCCGUAAACCACACAAUGAAGCACAGCCUCAGGUUUCGUCCUGCGUCACUGGACCACUUCCCAACCAGGAAACCGCUGCUGGUCACACAAAGUCCUCAAAGAAAGGUGAUCUGAGCUCCAGAGAUGAAUUCAGAGAAGCAUGUCCUCGUGCUGCUCCACUGGUGAUGUCUGGCAGAACAACACAGCGCCAGAUUUCAACACCAGGCCGAACUCACAUCACCCUGUCCAACGUCUAUGGAGUUCAGAUCGGCAACAACAACAGCAUGAAUAUAGUCCAGAGACCGCGGACGAGACACUGGACGGCUCCUUCCAGCAUCAGCACGUCUCACUCCAGCUCGCCGAAGAAACCUCUGUGACAUCUCACACUCUCCUCUCAAGAGAUCAGACCUUUGCUCUUUAACUGAGUCCAAGGGAAAU